CAGUCACUCCUGUUAUAUUAGCUCAGAGGCGCCGCUCGGUUAUCCGUAGUACCGCCGCCGGAAGUCGGCCUCUGGACCGUAGUUGGAAGCUGCCGUUAUGGAACUGGACAAAGUGGACGAGAGUGAGUGGAAAUAUCACGGAGAGGGAAACAAGAGCCUGGUGCUGUCACACAUCCAGAUUUCCAAAGUUUUGCGUCUGCUGAAGUAUCCGGUUGAGGAUUCUGAAAACCCGCCACAGACGGCAGAGCAGGCCUUCAGGCAGAUCCAGAACAUCGUGGACUUCAGCUCCAACGUGAUGAGCCACCUGCUGGGAGACGAGUUCAUCCACAGCGGGGAAGUGGUCAAGCUGCCUUUAGAGUUUGUCCGACAGCUGUCAAUCAAAGUUCAACAUCAGAGACCAGCUUGGCGCUGCGAUAAGGUGAUGGACAUCUACAGCGGCUGCGCUCUGUUUCUGCCUAACCUGACGUCUCCAGCCGUUUACCAGCCAACUCACGUUCCUCCACUCUGCAUCGAGAUCAAACCUAAAUGUGGCUUCCUGCCGACCGGCAAACACGUCAGUAAGGACAUAAAGACCAGAGUCUGUCGCUACUGCAUGCACCAGCAUUACAAGGUGGCCAACGGGAAGUGGAAGAGACGCAGUCUGUACUGUCCUCUGGACCUGUUCUCAGGGAACAGGCAGAGGAUGCACUUCGCCAUCAGACACCUGAUAGAAGAACCGCAGAACAACUUCAAAGUCUUCAAGGGCGGUCAGUGUAUAUACAGCAGUAAGGAGGGCAGCGACGACCCCACCGACCUCAGCUCGCUCACGCAUCAUCUCAGACCGUACUUCACCUACGGAAACAAUCGCAUCAGCAGUCACAUGACCAGCAAAGCCGUGAUGAAUGACUUCAUCCAGGUGCUGGUGAACGCUCUGCUGAGUGACAGGGGCGGGGCCGGAGGGAAGACGACGGACAGACGAGCAGAAGGGCGGAGCUACUGUGAGGCCAGCCUGUUCCACAGGGAGAGGAUUCGACACGGUUCUCAGGGUUUACUCAGUGACAGCGUUUUGUUCCGGAUCCUUCACACUCAGCUGUUGGACACGUUAGAUAUUGAAGGACUUUUCCCUUUGUACCGCAGAGUGGAACAACAUCUGCAGGACUUCCCCAAGGACAGAACCCGUCUUCAGAUUUAUGGUCCCUAUGACGAGGCCUUCCUGGAGAAGCUGCAGAAAUGUGCCGCAGAGGAUGACUGCUCCGUGGAAUAUGCCGUGGCUAAGGUCCAUCAGUACUGUGUUGCCAUGACGGCUAAAGAUUGCUCCAUCAUGGUUGCCCUGUUGCCCAGCAGUGAGGACGAGGAGGACGAUGAAGGUUUGUCCUCUCACAGGAGACUCGGGGGCUUUGUCCCCUCCAGACCUCCUGCUUUCUCUUUCUCGGUCUCUGUCCUGGAUCUGGACCCCAAGCCGUUCGACAGCAUCCCCCGUCAGCUGCGCCUGGACCAGAAGAUCGUCUCCUGCUACCUGAGGACUGGUGGUGCCUUGCCAAAGGGUACUCUACCCCCGCUGCCUGCUAUCUUCACGGCUGCAGAGCGAGAUGACUGCACGUUGCUCUUCCACCCGGUGUGAGCGCCACCAGCAGGCCAGGCACAGUACUGACAUCAAGCACAAACUGGCGCCAUGACGACGCUGCAGACAGCAGCUUGAAAAGGAGCGCCACCUACUGGACGUCUGGAAACACUUGAAGCCGGGUUGCUGUGAGACGAUGUGUCACUGGAGCACUUUGGCCACGCCCCUCAAACUAAUCGAAAACUGAGCCAUUAACCAUCACCAGUUAAAGCAACUGCUGACUUUGUUACUGAUUUAGGCGUUUUAGUGUUGUCAUGGCAACUUUCUGAACCAUCCACGCAUUCUGUCCUCCACUUCUGCCGUAACUGUCUGAUGGGGCGGUUGUCAUGGCAACAUGACCAGCCCACCUACAGACGGAACGAACGAAAAACCUCAUGAGGUCACUUCCUGAAAAACCUCAUCGUGUUGUUGUCAUGACUACAGAGGACGGUGGAGACGAGAUGGAUGAUGUGUCCAAACGCUCCAUUGUGAGCCAUGACGGACGGCUCCCAUGGAUAGAAAUCAUUUCUUCCCAUAAUGCUUUGCGCUGAUGUUUGCUGUCGCGUGUGAGCUCAGACAUCAGGUUCAGUUUAUUUCUGGCAGACGAGAGAAUUCCUCACAGAUCUCGUGAUUCAGACUCGUGUUCAGUUACGGUUCUCAUAUGAGACCUGUUAACGUUUUCCACCGCUGGAAACGGCAGUUUUUCAUUGGUUGAUGCAGUUUGAUAUUGUUCAGUUAGUGUAACUUAAUUAGCAAUAGUCUCCUGUGAUGUGAUCGAAGCAGCGCAGUCGUGGUUACGGCAGGGCAGACCAGGAGCGUCCACCGUGCCACAGAACCACCCUGGGUCCUGGAUGGCAACCACACACACAGAAACACGGUCCAUCCCCGCCCGUGGCCAGGCUAAGGACACGGCCACACACACGACGUCUGCGGGUCAGCGAGGAAUUCUCGUGUCGGAGUUAAGACAUUUUGACGUUUUCACAGUAACCCUUACAAAAUUAAAAGGGGUUGGGGCCAGAACAUUCUUUGGUUUCACCUGUUCAUCAGAAUAAUUUAACUUAUGAAGAAAAGGACAAAUCGUGGUUUUAGCAGUAACAUGUAUAAUAGUGGUUUUGGACAGUUCUUGUUAACAUGCUUAAGUUAUUUAAGAUAAUUUGUGUGCGGAGGUGAUGCUCUACUUGUGCGUGUCGCGGCUAAGUUCAGCUGCACAUUUUUUCCGUGUUUAUUAGCAGUGCUAACGUUAGCUGAGCAGUGGUAAACUACAUCCUGGCAGCAGACUUUCAGAGUAAAAUUUGUGACGUUUCAUCAGCACCCACAAACAAAAACAACGAAUCUUGAAUAUUGUUUUUGAUUGAAACUUAUUUUUAUUCUUGUUUCUCUUCUUCAGUGUUGACUGUUGUUCUAAAUUAAUCCAUCGAUAAUUAAUUUGAUGAACUAAUUAAUGAGCACAGGUGUUUAGGUUCCUGCUUCACGUUUCCUUACUGUUUACAGAGCAGGGGGCGGGGCCAGCCAGGAAAACGUCACUGCUGAGGAUACGUGCUGAUGCAGAGGUCAAAGGUCAUGGCGAACAGGCCAUUUUUACGGUUCGAUUCCGUCGGUGUGACAUGUAACCGGUUCAACAAAAACCCUCCAAGCAAACAGGAAACAAACGAAACGCUGGAAACACGAAGCUGCAGGUUUGUUUCUGUUUGAACCGUUUGAUUUGUGCUUCGUUUGGUGACAGAAGUGAAUGUUAUCGUUGUUGUUGAUGUGUAAACUGUUACAGGAUCCGUAACAUUUUCCAUUUUGCAGCUGAUGCAUUUAGCUGGUUUCAAAAUGAUGUGUUCAGGAUCACCAGGACGUCUGAUGCUUUAAUCAGGUGAUCAGAACCAAAACCAACACCCCCCCCCCCAAAAGCUGGUGAUGUCAUCCUGGUUGUCUGGGCUCCACCCCCAAAACUUCAUCAACCAGUCAGAUCACAAAAGAGAAUUUACGUGUCUGAGGCUCCGCCCUGCUCCAUUUGGAAACCUGUAACAUUAUUCAAUAAUCAGCAGCCAAUCAGAUGUAAGGCUCUGACAUCAGCUGUUCCAUAUCGACCAAUCACAGCCCUCCAUUUUGACUAAACCCUUGCUGGCAGCUUUUCAUGCCUGGCUGAGAGAGUGGGCGGAGCUACAGGAGAGGUUGACCCUGGAGAAAUUCAACCCAGACUAGACAGGCAGCGGAGGAUGAUGGGAGUUGGAGUAAAGGGGCAGAGUUUUUUUUUGUUUUUGUUUUCCUUUUUAAGUUCACAUCCUGACUUUCUUGGACUAAAACUCACUAUUUUUCCUCAGCGUUGAAGUUUGUUUUUGCUACGACAGAAAUCACAGAAAAUAUAAAUAAAAUAUUAAUUUGUUUAAAAUCCGUCUGUAUGUUACUUAAAGAAAUAAAACAUAAUGUGCGACUUGCUGCAAUCAAACAUUUCAGCAAAGUCCAGUUUCAUCUAAUCACAAGCUCGCUGACCUCUGAUUGGAUGAAACUAAUUUGUCAGACUCCUGAUCCUCAAGUUAAUCUCUUAACGUAGAGGACUAACAUCAGACUGCGAUUUAUUUUCUCCACGCUCCGUUAAUGAUGUUGUAUGAUGGUCAAAUGUUAUGAUCACAUGAAAGAAUUUAAAUUCUUCAUGAUGUCAUACAGCGCUGACAGAUUGAACUCAGCUGUGAAAACGGUUCUUAUGAGCCUACGAGUCCUUUUUUAACUCUACGCUCGUGAUUUUUUUUUAUUUUAAAGUCAGUGGACCAGAAAAAAAUUCAGAUUUUCUGACAGUUGUGAGCGUGUAGUGUGUCUGUGUCUCAUGUUUCUUCCUGUUAAAAGGGAGUUUUUCCUUCCCACUGUAGCCAAGUGCUUGCUCACAGGGGGUCGUUUUGACCGUUGGGGUUUUACAUAAUUAUUGUAUGGCCUUGCCUUACAAUAUAAAGCGCCUUGGGGCAACUGUUUGUUGUGAUUUGGCGCUAUAUAAAAAAAUUGAUUGAUUGAUUGAUGUUUAAGGUAACCUUGACAUGACGACACUUUCAUCAUCUGAUGAUGUGUGAUUUAAAAUGAGCAGAAAGGUCAAGAUGUUUUUCCACCGUUGCACAAACCAGAGAUAAACACCAGAGCAGACGCCGAGCUCCUUCUGCGAUAUUUUCAUCCACCAUCUUGGGAGGGGCUGUCAUGAGUUUGUGACCCACCGCUGUGAAAAACACCAAGAUCCACAACUCACUCAUCUUCAAAAAAUUACUCCAGUUAAGGGUCGCAGGGGGUGGAGCCUAUCCCAGCAGUCACAGGGCACAAGGUGCCCAGUCUGUCACAGGGUCACAGUCCACCGAACCUGCAUGUCUUUGGAUGUGGGAGGAAGCCAGAGGGAACACCUACAAACACGAAAGGCCACAGGCGGGAAUUGAUCCCACAACGUUCUUGUGAGGCAAACGUGCUAACCACUAAGCCACUGUGCUAUCCGAUCCACAACUCAAGUUGGACAAAUUUACUGCCCAAAAUCCGCCAUUUGGUGGGCGUGGCAAAUAGAACGAUCCUCCUCCUGAAGUGUUUGUAAUCUUGUUGGUCUUUUCAUGAGACAAAUACAAAAAGCAUUUUGUAUUUAAAUUAUUUAUUUUUUUAGUCGAGCGUGCGCUCGCAGUACAGAGCAGUUUGUAUCAAUUAAAGCUUUCUAAGAACGAA
Thalassophryne amazonica is the source of this 5251-nucleotide messenger RNA. RefSeq names its product inositol 1,3,4,5,6-pentakisphosphate 2-kinase (gene ippk). The transcript is spliced from 14 exons. The coding region runs from base 98 to 1600 and encodes 500 amino acids. The record is from RefSeq and is a predicted model, not a curated record. Gene Ontology annotation, biological process: inositol phosphate biosynthetic process. Lineage: Eukaryota; Metazoa; Chordata; Actinopteri; Batrachoidiformes; Batrachoididae. Gene Ontology annotation, cellular component: nucleus. Gene Ontology annotation, molecular function: ATP binding; inositol-1,3,4,5,6-pentakisphosphate 2-kinase activity.